This is a messenger RNA of Penicillium longicatenatum, 1671 nucleotides long. RefSeq lists its product as uncharacterized. The coding region runs from base 1 to 1671 and encodes 556 amino acids. Gene Ontology annotation, biological process: transmembrane transport. The transcript has 4 exons. Gene Ontology annotation, molecular function: transmembrane transporter activity. NCBI's taxonomy places the organism in Eukaryota, Fungi, Ascomycota, Eurotiomycetes, Eurotiales, Aspergillaceae. The record is from RefSeq and is a predicted model, not a curated record.
AUGUCUGUUGUGAAUCAGAAGGUGAAUGUCGAGCUUCUGGAGGAUGUUAAACCUCAGGGGCAGAGCGGCGAGGUCCUAGUGGACGCUGCAGGAGAUAUUCAACGACUGCCAGUUCCCAGCAAUGAUGUCAACGAUCCUCUCAAUUUCACGGUCUGGGAGAAGACUGGUGUGAUCGUCAGCUGCUGCUGGUUUUCGAUCAUGUCUCUUUCUGUGGUUGGUGGUCUGGGUGCCAUUCUGGGUGUCUUCAUAGAGAUGUACGGAGCCGAAGGCGUUAGCGCAACUCAUGUUGUCUGGUUGAGCACGUUUCCUUCAUUGUUUGUUGGUGUUGGAAACUACUUAAUCCUUCCUUUGGGUCUUAUAUAUGGCCGCAGAUUUGCUGCCAUCUUGGCAAUUGUUGUAAACUUCGCUGCAACCAUUGGCUGCGCGGUGUCUCAGAACUUUCAACAACAUUUCGCUCUACGCAUCAUACAGGGACUGGCAACAGGGGCCACCGAGUCGCUUCUUCCAUUGAUGCUCUCCGAAGUGACUUUUGUCCAUCAACGAGGUCUGAUCUUCGGCCUGUAUUGGACAACCCAGAAUGUCGUUACCAGCUGCCUCAACCUAGCCAGCUCAUAUGAAGCAGCGGCCCUUGGAUGGCGCUGGUUCUAUUGGGUAUAUGUAAUUGCGAUCGGUGUUGGUCUGAUCUUGGUUGUGUUCGGCUGCUUUGAAACCAAAUAUCAGCGUCAUACACAGUUUAUUAAUGGCCAAGUCGUCAUCACGGAUCAAUUUGGUGUGACGCAGAUUCUGACUGCGGCGGAGUCCCAAGGCUAUCUGCAAUCAGCAGAUGCGGACGAUGACACACAUAUCGCGGACGAAGCACGGCCUAAGAAGUCAUACCUUAAGAUGCUGAAGUUGUGGCAGACCCCUGCGAAAAACCCCAUUCAGACAGUAAUGAUGACUUGGUUCCAAAUGUUUGAGGCGUUUACUUCCCCGGGUAUUCUAUACGCGACACUGUUGGCAUCAGUGGUUCUGGGUUGCUCCAUAGGCAUGUCGCUAACAUAUGAUACUGUGCUCCAAAGCUACGGCUGGCCUGCCAAAAUUGUCGGCUUGAUCAAUCUGGGCGGAGUAUUUGGUGGCUUUGGAGGCAUGUUAUACGCCGGUAUCUUUGGUGAUUGGUUCAUCGUAUACAUGGCCAAGCGCUCUGGUGGUGUGCAUACUCCGGAGCACCGGUUGAUCCUGCUAAUUAUCCCUGGGAUUCUCAUGGUCGUCUCUCUUCUUCUUUAUGGCUUCACUGCGGGUGGUAGUUCUACCUGGGGUGGGCCAUUCAUGGGUUGGACUAUUCUUCAAGUUGCCUUUGUAUCGGUUCUGAUUCUUUCCACAUCUUUUGCGGCUGAGGCGUGGGAAAAGAAUCCUGGUCCCGCUCUUGUGGCUGUUGUUGGAACCAAGAAUAUCAUCGCUUUUGGGAUUAGCUAUGGGUUAAUUCCCAUGGUCUCAAAAUAUAGCUAUGCGACUGCUAUGGGUAUUCUCACUGCUGUUACAGGUAGUGUUUUCCUCCUUGGCAUUCCAGUGUACUUCUUCAAUCCUGCUGUGAGUGACGUACCUCGAGCCCAUUCGAAGGGUAGCUUUACUAAUCAAACCAGUGGCGUCGGUACAUGCAAAGACGAGGAGCUUCGAAGCCAACACUAUAAUUGA